Toxorhynchites rutilus septentrionalis is the source of this 7878-nucleotide messenger RNA. RefSeq names its product probable cytochrome P450 308a1. The record is from RefSeq and is a predicted model, not a curated record. NCBI's taxonomy places the organism in Eukaryota, Metazoa, Arthropoda, Insecta, Diptera, Culicidae. Gene Ontology annotation, molecular function: heme binding; oxidoreductase activity, acting on paired donors, with incorporation or reduction of molecular oxygen; iron ion binding. The transcript has 5 exons. Bases 6679 to 7719 code for a protein of 346 amino acids.
AUAAUUGGUAUGUUGCAGUCUUCGAUGCUCUGUACGUGUGCCCGACACGGGAUACUUUCUAUUGGGAUGCAGCUGACCAUUAAUCAGCAACGCCCCCCUAGUAUGUACCCCAUAUCUAGCGUGGUGCGUCUUUCUCGCCUCGAGGAAUCCAGGAUAGAAUGGUCACUAGCCGGCGCAAUCAUCAGCUCGUGUAGAGUUGUCAUGAGCGGUACAACCUUUGGCUCUUGUUGAAUGAUCAGUGGACUGCACAAUCUUCGGCCCGUGCAUCUGUAAAGAGUGUGUGUAUGUAUUGCCGCGACUAAGUAAAAGUUUAUCGAUCGGAUAGGAGGGAUAUGAAACGGGGGCACAACGAAGGAAACAUCAUUAAACGUUGACAUCGGCGUUUCUGAGGAACAGAUAUAGAUGAAGCAGAAGAUCAGGAUCCCGGCUACCUAAGAUAUCCCGGACGGGGAUAUCCGAUUAUCUGCCUUGUGCUCUCAGUGCUCUAGAGAGCUGAGAGCGAGCAGCAUGGAACCGGAUACACGACCAGACAACAUGCUCGAUGUCGUGGUAGCCAUCGCCACAAUCACAAAGAUUGUUUGCUGCGAGCCCAAUGCGAUAGAGAUGCGCGUUUAGGUUGUAGUGAUUGGACAUAAGCCGAGAUAUCACGCGAAUGAAAAAACGUUUGCACGGGUUAAAAGUGGUAAUUUUAACUUAGGAGACGAAGAACGUUCCAGACCGCAAAAAAAGUUAGAAGAUGAAGAAUUAGAGGCUUUACUCAAUCAAGAUCCGUCACAAACGCAACAAGAACUUGGAGUAGCUCAGAAAACCAUAUCCGAUCGUUUUAAGCGACUAUCGUUGGUUUAUUGGUCAUUUGUUUGAAGUUGAAUCUGAAUCCAUUUGAAUGAAUGAAUAAAUGAAUAUUUGGGGCAAUUCGAAAACGAGAGCGUUACGUUGUCUCUUUGUCGAUUGAACGAAAUGAUAUGAUGAUCACUUCAUUAUUUGAAUAUAAAAAUAUUCUACUGACGGGGAAGAAUAAUCUUCGGAAGCAUUCCUGUCAAUUGCACUUGACGAAAUAUAUUUGGUCGCAGUACUAUACAAAGAGAAAACAAUAAAAUAAGCUCUUUCGCUUGAAUGUAACUCGCAAUUCUAAGCAGAAAUUGAAGCCAAUGAAGUCUUCUUUGAAAAAAUACUACACUACCUAAAAAAAUGAUUUUGAUUCCGACAUUAUUGAUUGCAUUUGUUUUUUAUAGUUUGCAUGGCCUCGGUACGCUUCUAUCACAAUUAAUGAAAUGUUAUUAUUUGUGACAUAAUCAAUUGAAUAACUGAAAAUGUCAAGCGCUAUAUAAACGCUCUUACUGACCCGUUUAGAUUGGCCCGAUUUAUGGUUUCCUCAACACAGCCAUCAAAACCGACGUGCCUGGGGAAAUUGGCAUUGCAAAUACAUACAAGUUGUGUAGGGGGGAGGCUUUUGUUCUCACCGACAUGUGUGCCCUAACAUAGCCAUCUAAACCAAGGUGCCUUACAUUACAGGGCGUUUGUUCUCCCGCCACUUCUCGUUUGGGGGUCAUCGGAGCAACCUCGUUGCCGGCGGGUGUUGAGUGGGAAUGGAUUGUCUUAAGACAGGUGAAGGAGAAGUAAUGUAGUAGUUUUCAUUCCACAAGAACCCUUCUCAGCGUUAGAGACGAAUGAACUGCAAAAGUUUCUAUACACCAAACAAGGAAGGAAGAAAGGCGUUUGUUCAAAUUCCUUACUUACACAGUAAAUGUGUUGAAUUCAGUUGAAUUCUAAAAUUGUUUCAUUCAACUAAUAAUUAAAUCAAUAAAAACGAAUGAUUACUAAGCUAACGAUAGUCCCUCGUCAACCUUGCGGUUAUACCAACCCAUGUUUUUGUUCUUGAGAAAUGAUUUUUCAAAAUUAACCGAUGAUCCGAAAAAUCCAUUUUUACUCUUUUUUCCACAACAAAAAUUUAUAACUUUUGAACUACUGGACUGAUUUAGAUGAUUGACAUAUCAAUUUAAUCCAUUAAGCUAACCUUGCUUGAAAAAAUAUUACACUUGGGAAAAAAUCGUAAUUAUUAAUUGUAAUUGGUUUUCAUAGUUUACAUGGUUCCGGAACCAAGGGCAUCAUAUUUUUUGCUAUAUUUUAAUGUUUCCGUAAAUUCAAUGUAGCGAAUAAUUGUCUUGAAUUUAAUAUAUCUAAAAAUGUAUUCAAAAAUAGAAUUAAGGAACUCGCCUAAGUAAACAGUCUGUAGGAAUCUUUAAAUCCAAGACGGCGAAAUAAAUAAAUUAAAAAUUAAAAAAUAAAAAGGGGGGAAAAUUGAAUUUUCGAACCACCCUAAAAAAAAAUUUAAAAAAACGAUUUUAUACUUUGCAAUAAGAAACAAACCUACCAAUUUUCACGAAUAUCUGAGAACCAUUAUAUCUAAACUGACCAGAAGUCCCGCGUUACGCGGGACAGUCCCGCAUUUCAACAAAAUGUCCCGCGUAAGAUUCCGUCCCGCGAAACGUCCCGCUUUUGGCAAAAGAUACGAAAAUGUCCCGCAAUAUCAAUAUAUUUCAAUAUCACAAUUUGAUCAUGUUGAUUUUUUUAAAGGGAUGAACCUCAAAAAAAAAAACAAAAUCUAAACCACCGAAAAAUCACAACUAAGUGCCGAUACUCAGAAAAAAAUAAUACUGAUCAGUUUAGACUCGCUAAACUAUGGUUUAUGUUCACAUAACGUAUACACAUAUCGUUUUGUUAUUUGUGUCCCGCGUUAGACCUCUGACCAUCUGGUCACUUUAAUUAUAUCGGUUUGGCAUGGAAUGGCCGAGCUAGUAUCCUUCUUAGAGCCCUCAACUUUGUCUGGGAGUUAUUGAGAAUCAUGUUCUAUAAUACUACUAGCUGACCUGGCAAACUUCGUCCCGCCCAAAAUUUAUUUUUCAUUAUCACAUCCACGUUUUCUUACUAAGCGCACGUUCAUGGGUUCAAUCGCAGAACAGUUCAUUAAUUGAUCUUCUAAUCUACCCUUUGAAAUUAUUUUUUACUAAAAAAUGGGUGGGUUAUAUCUAUGAUACAACCGCAAGGUUGACGUGGGACUACCUUAGCUUAGCAAUCACUUGUUUGUAUUGAUUAAACUCUUGAUUGAAUGAAACAAUUUCCGAAUUCAAUUGAAUUCAAUAUAUUUGCUUCGUGAGUAAAAAGAUUGAACAAGUAAGGUCAAUUCAUGCAUUUUUAUAGAUUAUGUUCUUCGUUAAAAGUAAAUUAAACGACAGUCCUUUUACGUUUGGUUUAAGUUUCGAAAUAUGUGAACGGAAGAAUAAUCAAACGAUUAUUAUGCAUCCCUCAAGUGAACGUACUUCUCGAACUGCGAAUUUGCUUGAAACCUGAAAGUUCAUUCGCCUCUAGUGUCUGCACGAUAUUCCCAGGUUCUUCUUCUUUCUUCUUCUUCUUCAAAGGCACUAACGUUCCUAGAGGAACUUCGCCGUCUCAACGUAGUAUUACUUGCGUCAUUUUUAUUAGUACUUAGUUGAGAUUUCUGUGCCAAAUAACACGCCUUGAAUGCAUUCUGAGUGGCAAGCUCUAGAAUACGCGUGACCACAGUGCAAGACGGAGGCAAUUUCUUUGACGAAAAAUUCCCAGGUUCCUAAGUCUAGAAGACCAUGUUAGGGAAACAUGUUAUAGUCUGCACAUAGGCAAGCGAGUACAAAAGUACUUAUAGUUUGCAUUUAUUUGCAAAGCCGAUUUCCCCAGAAAUCUUAAAUUUGAAAUCUGUGUUAGGGAAACACAUUUCAGUCGAAACAAAAAUGCCCCCAACCUGCAUGUAUUUGCAAUGUCGAUUUCCCCAGAAACCUUGGGUUUGAAGGCUGUGUUAGGGAAACAUGUUUCAGUUGGAACAAAAAUACCCCCGACCUAUCUGAAUUUGUAAUGCCAAUUUCCCCCAGACACCUGGCUCAGAAGUCGGUGAUGGGGAAACACAUAUCAGUUGGAACUAGAAUACUCCCGACUCGCAUGUACUUGCAAUGUAAAUAUCCCCACGCUCCAUGGAUUUGAAGGCUGUGUUAGGGAAAGACAUUUCAGUCGGAACAAAAACACCCGACUUGUAUGAAUUUGCAAUGCCGAUUUCCUUCGGGCACCUUGGUUAUGAAAUCUCUGUUAGGGAACACAUUUCGGUGAGAACGAAAACUCCCCCUACUUUCAUGUGUAUGCAAUGUCGAGUUCCCCAAGGCUGCUUAGUUUUGAUGGCUGUGUUGGGGAAACCGUAAAUCAGGCCAAUCGAAACAAGGCAGUUAGAGCGCUUAGAUAACGCUUAACGUUUUACAGUUAUUCAAUUGUUUAUCUAAUGAAAAUAACAUUUCAUUCAUUGCAAUAGACGCGUAGAAAUAUUCCUUAUCAAUAGAUGCAAACCUCUUUCCGAUCCAGUAAGAAAUAUUCGAGUUAUAGGUAUUCGGAAUCUUUCAUUUUUUCCUGCAUGUCCUGUGUUUAGGUUUUCAUAUUACCCCCCAUAUAUUCCGGUUAGACGUAGUCCCACGUCAAAAAUUUCAGUACUUCUACCAAAACUCGACAUUAUAAUAAAGGAUUAUUUUCAGACACAAUUCUCGUGCAAGAUUUUUCAUCCACUUGCAAAUAACAUGUUUCUCCGUUACAUAAAUGUUAAUAAAUGUUUCAUACAGAAAAUAUGACAGAAUGAAGACAGUCCUAAAUCGGACAAUUCCUUUCUCGAAUUUUGCUCCUAUCAACACAUUCGGCGAUGCAUUUUUAUUUAUAUAGAUAGAAAUAGAUAUACUUUCGAACGAUGAUCAAUUUCGUUACCGCAAGCAUCAAAUGGUAGUCCAUUUGACGUUGUCAAUAUGUAAUUGUAUUUUUCGAAUUUUCCUAUUUUCUUUCAGAGUUUUCCGAAAAUUUUCAAUUGUCAUGUUUGGUUGGAAUAUGCUUGGUUGAAAUAUUUGCAUUAUUUUUAUGGGGCCCCCUCUCCUUUCCAAAGGAGGAAGGGGUUUCAUACCAUCAUAGAAACAUUUCUGGUACCAAAAAACCUUCACAUCCCAAAUUUGGCUUCAUUUGCUUGAUUAGUUCUCGAGUUAUGCAGAAGUUUGCGUUUCAUUUGUAUGGUAGCCCCCAUGCCCUUAGAGAGGGGGUUAGUGUGUCGAACAACCAUAGAAACGUUUCGUGCCCCCUACAACCUCCACAUGCCAAAUAUGGCUCAAUUUGCAUGAUUGAUUCUCGAGUUAUGUAGAAAUUUGUGUUUCAUUUGCAUGGAAGCCCCCUUUAGAGAGAGUGUCAAACUACCAUAGAAACGUUUAUCGAUCCCUAAAACCUCUAUAUGCUAAGUUUGAUUCCAUUUGUUUGAUUAAUUCUAGAGUUGUGCAACCUUACCCCCCCCCCCCCCCUUUCAGAGAGAAGAAAGGAGUGUCAAACAAAUAUGUAUCCAUAUGCCAAAUUUGGUUCCAUUUGCUUGAUGAGUUUUCGAGUGAUGUAGAAAAUCCCUCCCUUAGAGAGGGAGGGUGGAGUGUCUAAACGCCGUAAAAACAUUUAUUGCACCCGGAAAUCUCCACAUGCCAAAUUUGGUUUCAUUUGCUUGAUUAAUUCUCGAGUACGGUAGAAAUUUGUGUUUCAUUUGUAUGGCAGCCCCCCUUAGAGAGGGGGCGGAGUGUCUAAUCACCAUAGAAACAUUUAUUGCAUCCUAAAACCUCCAUAUGCCUUAUUGGGUUUCACUUGCUUGAUUAAUUCUCGAGUAAUACGGAAAUUUGUGUUUCAUUUGUAUGGCAGCCCCCUCUUAGAGAGGGGGUGGAGUGUCUAACCACCAUAAAAACAUUUAUUGCACCCUAAAACCUGCAUAUGCCUAUCAUGGUUUCAUUUGCUUGAUCAAUUCUCGAGUAAUGCAGAAAUUUGCGUUUCAUUUGUAUAGCAGCUCCCCCAAAGAGAGGUGGGAGGAGUAUAUAACCACCAUAGACUAAUUUAUUGCACCCUAAAACCUCCACAUGCCAAAUAUCGUUUCAUUUGCUUGAUCAAUUCUCAAGUAAUGUAUAAAUUUGUGUUUUAUUUGAAUGACUAAAUACCCCCCCCCCACCCCCUAGUGAGGGGGGAGGGGUUUCGAACUAUCAUAAGAACCUUCCCUGACCCCAAAAACCCCUACAUACCAAUUUUUAUUUCGGUAGGUACAGUAGUUUCCGAGUCCAUAAGAAUCAGACAGACAGACAGACAGAAAUCCAUUUUUAUAUAUAUAGAUUUCAUGAAUAAAAAGAAGAAGCGUUCCUGCUGGUUUGAUUAUAGUUAUGGGUCAUUGUUGUAAACGUAAUCAUUACCGUGAGUGAUAUGCGAUAAUUUACCAACACAUUUCAUGAAUAUCGCUUCAUUGUGACGCUACAGCGCGAAUAAUGUUAUACUCAAUUUUACUCUCAAGAUGAUGCGAACAAAUAUUAAGACUUUUUCAUCGUCGCUGCAUUUUUCAAAACGAAAUUCUGAAGAUCACAUAAAUCAACUGAGUCAACAGAUGAUUAUAUUUUUGUGUAUAUUUUUUCACACAUUUUCAAACCAACCUGCAGUUCUAACUCUGCUAUCAACAACCGAAACAUUGAUUGAUUAGUUUGUCCUCUAUCAAUGGGACUGGAGAGAGAUAUCGUUUAGGGUUUGAAUGAGUGUACGAUCUGCUCGUUUCUCUCACCCAAAUAUCGUUGAAAAGUGCAUUCUAUCAUCCAGUCAAGUGAGAACCACAUCGUGAAAAUGAUUGAGCUCUGUAUUGCGCUGUCCGUGUUGGCUGCUUGCUUGUAUUUCAAAUGGUCUUGUAGCUACUGGCGCCGCGUGGGUAACAUUGAUGGACCGCAGCCUCUUCCAUUUUUCGGCAAUGUUUUCGAACAGCUCAUUGCGAAGAAGCAUUAUGACGAUAUUUACGACGAUAUUUAUCGUUCAUAUCCCUCGGCAUUGUGGGUGGGAAUCUACGAGUUGUUCAACAAACCAGCGGUCGUUGUUCGUGAUAUGGACCUGGUGAAGGAAAUUCUUGUGAGCAACUUUCAGAGCUACAACAAAAACUCCUUCCGAGUGGAUGAGACCAUCGAUCCCCUCAUUGCGAUGAACCCAUUCACUCAAUCCGGGGACAAAUGGAAGCAAAGGCGGUCCCAAAUAACGCCAGUUUUUUCCACGGCAAAAAUACGAGCUGUUGUACCAAUAAUUAAAAAUAUCACGGAAAAUUUCUUGGAACAUGUUACCAGCAACCGUGUGAUAUGCCCGGAUUUCGAGGCCAACGAUAUUUGUGCGAAGUAUACCAUCGACGUUGUAGCUAGCUGCGCUUUUGGUAUAGACGCCGAGUCAUUCCAUAAUCCCGAUGCCGAGUUCCGACGGAAUGGUCUAGCGGUUUUUAAAUCAGAUUCGCUCGUUGCAUGGUUGCGCCCGUUCCUGACCCAUUUUGCUCCUUGGCUUUCGUCAAUGUUGAAAUUACCGUUUGUCCCUCGAGAUGUAGAUCGAUGGUUUCGCGCAGUGAUAGGUGAAGUCAUGCGCCAACGCAGAGAUGGUGAAAUAAAACGACAAGAUCUGUUCCAAGCGAUUUAUGACUCACUCUCACAAAACGGCACGAUCGACGUGAACGCUACUGAAAUUGUUGGACACUCUGUCACAUUCCUCAUUGAAGGAUUCGAAACAUCCAGCAUCCUAAUGAGCUACAUGCUUUAUGAGCUGGCAGCCAACCAAGAAAUUCAGGAUAAAGUACUGGAUGAAGUAGAUUCUGUAUUGAAAGAAUGUAAUGGAACCCUAACCGAUGAGGCUUUGUAAAAAUUGGUUUACAUGGAAAGGGCUAUGUACGAAACACUGCGGAUGCACAGUGCGCUUUUCACUCUGCAAAAGGUCUGCACUAAGGAUAUCGAAUUGCCUCCCCAAUAUCCAGCCGACAAGAAAAGGAUCUGGUUGAAGAGUGGAAUGACAGCCAUUAUU